CCAGAUUUCAACAGUACAUACACAUAUCUCUGCAGCGAGGGCGCGACGGGCAUACAUGCAGCUGGCGCCGGUGAUUAAGCAGAACCGCAUGUAUUUGGUUGGCUGGAGAGGAAGGCCGUGGCUGGAUCAAUCAUUGGCCCGCUGUGUAUGCCGAUCACAUUUAUUUUCAUGCACAAAAUAGGAACGCAGUAAUACUGUUUGGUACCUCAGAGACUGGUGAGAAGACCGCAAAUCUCGCAGUGUUUGUUGAGGCAUUUCAUCAACUUCAGCUCGCCUUCCUGCUCGUCCUACAGCCUUCAAACUCGCUUCCGCAUCCAGUUUUAUUUCCCACUCUAUGAACCACCUGGGCGACCGAAUUCCACUCCCCGCAUGUCUGACCUGUCGUAGGAGCCUACUAAUGCAGAGCGGUGUCAACGCAGACGUGCACUUCCAGCCCGAUUUUGUUGACCACCAGUGGGAUCGGACCACAAGCUCUCUUGACCCUGGGCCAACACAUGGUACAGCGUCCAAGGCAGAUGGCCACCACAGGUUUGUGCCUUACAAGCUCAAUCCGAACCGCGUAUCGAUAAUCACAACAGACUACCUCGGUCAAACACCCUUACCAACGGCCGUUCCAUCAUCAGAAUCGGGCGAUGGCAACGACGGAGACAAGGCGGUAUCCUGUCCCGAUAACGACUACCCGUGUCAUAAGAAGGUAAUGGAAGUACCUUCAUUCUAUGAAACGAGCAGCACACCAACCACAGACGCUGACGCCUAUCCAAUAUAUUUGGCACCGACACCAAGCUCCAACCUAAGGGGCGGACCCGGCCCAAUUUCGCCAGCACCUAGCUAUGACAGCAACAACAGACGUACCUUGCCAUUGAAGAUUGCGAUACCUGGCGGAGCAAUUAUUACCAUUGCCUUUUUCAUAGCGUGGUUCCUGCGCAGGCGCAGGCGCCGCAGAAUUGCGCUGGUGCAGCAGCAUGUAGACAACGGCAACGACAACAACGAGUCUGCGUUUGACUCCGCUGAUCAGCUCCCACCCCCAUUCAACCGGCGUGGGCAGCGGCGUGGGCCAGAGAUGCUGCAAAUCACCCGGCAAACGAACCACACUGCCGCAUCCAUUUCGCCAGUGGAAGCUGCCCAUACUGCAUCUCGGUGGUCGACGCAAACCAGUAUUGCCAGCAGUGCACCGCUAUUAACUGCACGCUCACCGAGCGAAGUCCCCUCACCGCCUCCUGUCCGCCAGACCCGUGGGCUAUCGAUGUAUAGCGACCUGCCCCACGAGGAGCUUCCGCCGUACAUUGACCCACUGAUCGAGGCCAUGGGCCGUGGUGAGAACAGCGCCGGCCGAACGAGCCGUCGGUCGGUGGUGACCCGGUCUAUGCUUGUCAGCCCACCUCCGUACCAGGCCAUUGAGACACCGCCG
Messenger RNA from Linderina pennispora, 1408 nucleotides. RefSeq lists its product as uncharacterized. NCBI's taxonomy places the organism in Eukaryota, Fungi, Kickxellomycota, Kickxellomycetes, Kickxellales, Kickxellaceae. The record is from RefSeq and is a predicted model, not a curated record. The annotation marks the transcript as partial. The transcript has 2 exons.